Messenger RNA from Salvelinus namaycush (lake trout), 3577 nucleotides. RefSeq names its product unk zinc finger (gene unk). The transcript has 14 exons. The record is from RefSeq and is a predicted model, not a curated record. The coding region runs from base 82 to 2553 and encodes 823 amino acids. Gene Ontology annotation, molecular function: mRNA CDS binding; metal ion binding. NCBI's taxonomy places the organism in Eukaryota, Metazoa, Chordata, Actinopteri, Salmoniformes, Salmonidae. Gene Ontology annotation, biological process: cell morphogenesis involved in neuron differentiation.
CAAGCGCGCAAAGGUAAAGAAUGCGGACUUCGUCGCACACUGGAAACAGAACGCUGGUACAAAAGCUUCAAAGAGGAAAACAUGUCGAAAACACACACAAAGCCCCCGUCCUCGUCGGGGGCUACGACCUCCGGUGGACCUUCUUCCUCCUCAUCCUCCUCGCCCGCAGGUGGCACGACGUCUCCCGCCAACGUCCUGCACGUACAGCCUGAGAAACCUCAACACUACACGUAUCUGAAGGAGUUCAGGACAGAACAGUGUCCUCUGUUUGUGCAGCACAAGUGUACCCAGCACCGGCCCUUUGCAUGCUUCCACUGGCACUUUCUGAACCAGCGGCGCCGCAGGCCCAUCCGCAGGCGGGACGGAACCUUCAACUACAGUCCAGACGUCUACUGCACCAAAUACGACGAGGGCACAGGCACCUGCUCUGACGGGGAUGAAUGUCCGUACCUGCAUCGUACGGCGGGCGACACAGAGCGGCGGUACCACCUGAGGUACUAUAAGACGGGCUCCUGUAUCCACGAGACGGAUGGGAAGGGCCACUGCAGUAAGAACGGCUCCCACUGCGCCUUUGCACACGGAUCACAUGACCUACGAUGUCCCGUCUACGACGUCAGGGAGGUGCAGGUGAUGGAGUCUCAAGGGGGGUCGGGGGCUGCUGAGGGAGGAGGGGGGGAGGGCCAGUCGGGGCUGGCGGCCAGUACCGCCCUCAUUGAGAAAAUCCUGAGUGAGGAACCGCGUUGGCAGGAUAACACCUAUGUGUUGUCCCACUACAAGACAGAUCUGUGUAAAAAGCCUCCUCGUCUGUGUCGCCAAGGUUACGCCUGUCCCUACUACCACAAUAGCAAAGACAGGCGGCGUAGUCCACACAAACACAAAUACAGAGCGCUGCCGUGCCCAGCGGUGAAGCACAGUGAGGAGUGGGGAGAUCCCAGUAAGUGUGAGGUGGCAGAGGGAUGCCAGUACUGCCACACACGCACAGAGCAGCAGUUUCACCCUGAGAUCUAUAAGUCCACGAAGUGUAAUGAUAUGCAGCAGUGUGGCAGCUGCCCCCGGGGCCCCUUCUGUGCCUUUGCACACCUUGACAACAAGCCCCCUAUCAGUGAAGAACCCUCGUUUCAGACCCCCAGCUCCCCACCUCUCCUCCCAGGACCCCAAGACCCUCACCCUGCCCAGGAAGGAUGCUCCAGCCCUGGGGGCCGAGGUGGAAGAUCUGGGUCUCUGUCUGGAGGUCCGUUCUCCCCGUCAGGGGGGGGGUGUGUGGCAGAACAAGGCCUGUUAGGGAGGGUGCUGUCGUUGUGUGAGGACGUGUGUGGGGGAGGCGAACCCCUCUCCCCCUGGGCUGGGGAGGGGGGGUACGGUAGGGCACCGGGGUACGAGAGGGAAGACCAUGCCAAACAGAAGAGUUUUACCAUGGACCAGCGCAACAGAGAAAUGGCGUCUCAUCACAGCAAACAGGACCUGCUGGUGUUCCUCCCAGUGGGUAGUCCUCUGAGUCUGUCAUCGAGUGUUCCCUCCAGCCUGGCAGCCACCCCUCCCAGCCCUGCCCCUCCUGGACCCCUGCACCAGGGCCACCACCUCCACCAUGGAGCCCCAGCACCAGGCCUCUUCUCGGGCAUGAAUGCCAACGCACUGCCCUUCUACCCCACCAGCGACACCGUAGAGUCUGUAGUGGAGUCAGCUCUGGAUGACCUGGACCUGAACGACUUUGGCAUGUCUGCCCUGCAGAGAAGUCUGGACAGCAGCUCAGCUCUUCCCAGAGCCAUGCUGGGAGGAAAUCAGCUCCAGAGCUCUGCUCCUGUCAACAUUCCAGGAACCCUCUGCAGCUCUGCCCCUUUCAGCUCCCCCUCGCCCUCUCCACCAAUCAGAACCCACCAAUCGCCAUUCUUCUCCUCCCAUCUAUCGCAGCCCAGCAAAUCAGAAAGCAGCUUCUUGGGGCCAUCGCAUAGCUCUUUAGGUCUGAAUGGUAUGAGCAGUAGUAUCUGGGAGCACCCAUCAGGCCAGGGUUCUCCCGGUACGCCCCCGGCCCUGCUACCCACCAUGGGCCAGAGCAUGGAGACAGCCCGGGUCCGACAGGAACUAGACGAUGCUAACAGACUACUGAAACACUGGGACCACACCUGGAGACAUACAGCACAGUCGUGGGCGGUGUUGAAGUCGGAUGCAGAGGAGUCUCGUGGCUCGGCCGGUCGGUCAGCUCUUGAAGCGGAGCGGGCGAGGCAGGCUGAGGAGACGGCAAAGAGACAGACCUCCCUCCUCCAGGAGGCACUGGAGAGCAUGAGGACAGGAGAGAACCCUCACUUGGGCCUCCACCAGCUCCAGCUGCUCCACAGACUGCCUCUAGAGUCUGUCCUCAGUUUGCAGGCCCAGCUCUGUACAUGUCUACACACUGUGGAACAGGUGGUGUAUAGAAAGCAGUGUCAAUGUUGUGUGACGUGUGGAGAGCAGGGAUCGGUCUCUCUGCCCUGUGGACAUGGUCUACUGUGUAACAGCUGCACCAGCUCUACAGAGUGCCCCCUUUGCCCAGAACAGAACCUAGAUCAGUUAUCCUGACCUAACUCAACUAUCUAUAGCCCAGAUAUAGAUAUGGUAUCCUCACUCAAAGACCAGCCCAAAGACCAGCCUCCGGUCCAUAUUGUCACUGAUUCAAGAUCAGAUUUUUUUUAUUUUUACAUGCACUACCUGUCCAUAAGAAAUGAUUCAGGAUCAGCUCUCUAAUCACAGACCUGGCUUUAACCAUUACAAGCUGAACCACAAAUCUGACUCAGUUGUUAAAGGCAUGCAUGAUCCAGACAGCCAUCUCAUGAUGCAGCCUAAGUGGGCCACCAUUUGAAGGAGUACAAGGUUUUAGUUUUUACCGUUAGUUAUUAUUGUUUUGCUAAUGAGACUUAUAGUCCGAGGAAGAAUAGGGCUGCAUCUCAAUAGUAUAAAAAGGCUUCCUCUCCUUGUCUCCUUCACACUGAUCUGAAACUACAGGAAGGACAUAUGGUGGAAGCCUACAAAGAAAUUGCAGAUAAAGGAAGGAAAGCCAUGUUAAACUAUUUGGACGCAGCAGUCUGUGUUGCUUACAGAUAGUUUCUGUGCGUGACUGACUCAGGUUUGCAGUCUGUAAUAUUAUUAUUCUUCGUUAACCGGAAAGAUGGGAGCAUGUUAAAACAAUCAAGAAAAAUGUACUAUUGUAGUGUGUAGUCUGAAAUGAUGCCGAUUUUCAUUUAAUAACAAGGCGCUUCACGUUAACUCAAAUGCCAGCCUUUUUUUAAUCAAAAUCUAUGUAUAAUGUUUCUGGGGCAUAAUUUACAUUUGCAAGCAUUUUGAUAUUUCACAGUAUGUCAAACUCGUGUCAAAUAUACAUAGUUCUUGUAUGUCAUACUUGCUACAUGCACUGACUACACCAGGUGUCAGGCUUUGGAAACAGCAGGGGUGUGUGGGUGUGUUGAUAACCAGUGAAAAGACACGAUCACUACUAUACAUAGACCUGGCACAAAGUUCACACCUUGUCCUACUGCAUCCACCAACAGUGUUUCAUUUUGUGUGUUUUGGUAUAGAAAAAUAAAACAAAUUUAUAUUUUUGGAUGAA